UACUUUUCAACUGCAAUUUUUAACAAGUUCUUGUACCAAAGUGCGGGUUUGUGCUUAAAUAGUGUUUACAGUUAUAUUGAGCGUUUGUUUUAUGAAAUACGGCAAUGGCGGAGCUCAAGAAGUUAAAAAUUAUGCGCGGCCAAGUCAAGGCAUCUAUGACUCGCAUCGAGCAGUUUGUCAACAACCCCAAUAGUUUAAAUUCCGCCUCGUUGGAGUCCUUAGAGGCUCGUAAGGAAAAACUAGCCUCGUCCCUCAAAGAUUAUGAGGCAAUCCAACUUGAUAUAUUGAACCUUGAUGACAAGGACACAGAGGAUGCAGGUGACUUUGAGAACCGCUACUUUAGCACGAUAGCUAUGAUUAAUGAGACUCUCAGGUCUCUACGAGGGUCAGAUACGGUUCAAGCUGCUGGAGUUUCUUCUUCGAAGUUACCCCAUGUUGACAUACCAGUGUACAACGGAAGCCUCCGUCGAGGACCGCUUGGCUUUUGUGCAAGAGAAGAAGCUGUGUACAGUUUGUAUAAACUCUCACGCUGAUAAACCUUGUAAGUACAAGUUUAAAUGUAAAAUAUGUAAAGGUCAUCAUAAUACCCUUUUGCAUACUGAGGAUGAGUCAGAUGCCAAGCAAUCAGUGGCAGCAUCUAUUGUUUUGACAUGUGUCAAGAAAGCAUCUUAUAAAAAAGUAUUACCUACAGUAAAGGUUAAGAUAGUUGAUAAAUUUGGCCGGGAUGUUUAUUGCCGUGCAUUGCUUGACACCGCCUCAAGUGAAUCUUUUGCCACAACUUCUCUUGUAGAAAGGCUAGGUAUUGCCACUGAGGCAGAAUGUGUAAAUAUAAUUGGGGUCAAUAAACAGACCUCCACUAUGGAUAGGUCAGUAAUUAUUCCUGUGGAGUCUUGUCAAUAUGAAGAUGUUAAGUUUAAUGUUGACUGUCAUGUUGUUGAUGAUGUAACGGCA
Messenger RNA from Cydia amplana, 951 nucleotides. RefSeq lists its product as uncharacterized. The record is from RefSeq and is a predicted model, not a curated record. Bases 105 to 533 code for a protein of 142 amino acids. The transcript has 2 exons. Lineage: Eukaryota; Metazoa; Arthropoda; Insecta; Lepidoptera; Tortricidae.